Adineta steineri is the source of this 2466-nucleotide messenger RNA. Lineage: Eukaryota; Metazoa; Rotifera; Eurotatoria; Adinetida; Adinetidae. The record is from the annotation of a GenBank genome assembly.
AUGGCUGAUAAAUAUAAAAAUGUUCGUGUACCAGGUUCAAAUGAUAAUGUUUAUAAAGAUGAAUGUCUUUAUUCAUUUGAUAAUCCAGAAUCUGAACAUGGUCUUUACAUUUGUAUGUCAACAUUUCGUGGAGUAGGAAAAGAUCAUCUUGAACGACAUUGUAAAAUGAAUCCAGGAAAAAAUGUUUUCUUACAUAUUUUACGAAAACGUAAACCAGUACCAGUAGAUCCAAAUGUUGAACCGGUUAAAGUAACGAAAUUAGCAAUUGGUGUUGAAGGUGGUUUUGAUGCAAAUCAAUCAAAUCGAUUUACAUUUGAAGAACAAUAUGAAAUUUAUAUACAUCCAAAUGAGACUAUUCAUUAUCCAGAUGAGACAAAUCAAUUACCGGAAUUGGUUAAACGAUCAGCUGAUGCUAUUAUAGCUGCUGACUCAGCUUUUUUAAAAGAAGAACGUUCACUUAUGAAUGUAACAUGGAAUGGUGACAUACGUCCAAUAACAAAACAUACUGCAACAUUACAACAAUUAAAUAAUAAUCGACAAAUUCCACCAAAUGGAUGGAAAUGUGAUCAAUGUGAUUUAAAAGAUAAUUUAUGGCUUAAUCUCACUGAUGGAGCUAUUUUAUGUGGACGAAAAUUUUUUGAUGGUACUGGUGGAAAUAAUCAUGCGUCUGAAUAUUAUCAUAAAACAAAAUAUCCAUUAGCUGUCAAACUUGGAACAAUAACGGCGAAAGGUGCUGAUGUUUAUUCUUAUGAUGAAGAUGAUAUGGUUGAAGAUCCAAAUCUUGCUAUUCACUUAGGACAUUGGGGAAUUAAUAUGUUGAAAAUGGAAAAGAGUGAUAGAUCAAUGGCUGAUUUAGAAAUUGAAUUAAAUCAAAAAUAUGGUGAAGCAUCUAUGAUUGAAGAAGCAAAUUCAAAAUUACAACCUGUUUAUGGUCCAGGUUAUACUGGAAUGAGAAAUUUAGGAAAUUCAUGUUACAUGAAUUCAGUCGCACAAGUUUUAUUUACUUUAGAUGAUUUUCAAGAAAAAUAUUAUAAAAAUUGUAAUUUUUAUUUUGAUAAAGCGAAAGAUCCCGUCAAUGAUUUUAAUGCACAAACAGCUAAAUUAGCUUUUGGUCUUUUAUCUGGUCAAUAUUCAAAAGAAAUUUCAAUGAGUGGUGAUUCAUCAUUACAAGCACCAUCAGGUAUUCGUCCACAAAUGUUUCGUUCAUUAAUUGGUCGUAAUCAUCCUGAUUUUGGUACUAAACAACAACAAGAUGCUGCUGAAUUUCUUCAAUAUUAUAUUGAACAAGUACAUAAUCAUUGUCUAAAAGAUUCAACAGCAGAUCCAUCACUUGAUCCAAGUACUUGCUUUCAAUUUGAACUUGAAGAACGUAUUUAUUGUCCGGAAAUAAAUCAAGUUCGAUAUUUAACUCGUAAUGAAACAAUGUUAAGAUUAGGUGUACCAAUAGAAGCUUCAAAAAAUAUGCAUGAAGUACUUCAAUUUAAUAAAACAAAAGAAGAUAUGGAAAAAGAAGGAAAAAAAACAAAUGAUUUACCAAUUGUACGUCCAAUUAUUCCACUUACGGAAGCAAUUUCACAGUGGGCUGCACCGGAAGAUAUUGUUGAUUAUAUCUUACCACGACAUGGACGUCGAACAACAAUUAGAAAAACUCAAAGAUUUAUAACAUAUCCUGAUUAUCUUUUUGUUCAAUUAAAAAAAUAUACAUUUAAUCCAGAUUGGACACCAAAAAAACUUGAUGUAUCAAUGGAAAUACCUGAUGAAAUUGAUCUUAAUUCAUUACGUGCAACAGGAUUUCAACAUGGUGAAACAUUAAUGCCCGAUGGCGAUAUCUCAACAGGACAAUCAUCAGCUUCAACAUCGAAUAUUCAUGUUAAUGAAGUUCUUUUACAACAACUUAUUGAUAUGGGUUUUUCGACUGAAGGUUGUAAACGUGCAUUAAUCAAUACCGGUAAUAAUGAUAUUGAAGCAGCUAUGAAUUGGGUAUUUGAACAUCAAUCAGAUCCAGAUUUUGAUACACCUUAUGAAGCACCGAUGAAAAGAGCUCGUGUUGAACAAGUUCAAUCACCACCCGUUGAUGAAGAAAGUAUUGGUAUAAUUAUGUCAAUGGGUUUUUCACGUAAUCAUGCUCUUCAUGCAUUAUCAUUAUCAAAUAAUAAUGUUGAAGCAGCUGUUGAUUGGGCACUUAAUACACCUGAAGGUAGUUCUGCUUUGGCUGCAUUAGUUGAAUCAUCACCUCAAUCACCACCUUUACAACAAACUAAAACACAUUAUCGUGAUGGUACUGGUAAAUAUCGUCUUAUUGCAUUUAUUUCACAUAUUGGCAAUCAUCCAUCAUGUGGUCAUUAUGUCGCACAUAUACGUAAAGAUGGUCGUUGGAUUAUAUUUAAUGAUGAACAUGUUGCAUUAUCUGAACAUCCACCAAAAGAUUUAGCUUAUCUUUAUUUAUAUAAACGUGAAACGAUUUAA